Orbicella faveolata is the source of this 1523-nucleotide messenger RNA. Its product is annotated as melatonin receptor type 1C-like. Gene Ontology annotation, molecular function: G protein-coupled receptor activity. Gene Ontology annotation, biological process: G protein-coupled receptor signaling pathway. Lineage: Eukaryota; Metazoa; Cnidaria; Anthozoa; Scleractinia; Merulinidae. The record is from RefSeq and is a predicted model, not a curated record. Gene Ontology annotation, cellular component: membrane.
CCCAAUGAAAGAAAUUAACCAAUUAUUUUAAUGAAAUAAUUAAGAUAAACUGUGGAAAUGAAAAAAGGGGAUAAUCAAGUAUCUUCAAAACCAACUCCAUGCUCCAUGUCAUUUCUGCCAACUGGUGUGCUUACUUGGUGAUGCAUAUGCUCCAAGAUAAUGGCACAAAAUUAUUGCGUUGCAAGCGUUAACGACGGCAUCAUUUGAUUUGUGCUGGUAGAAAGAGAUCCCUCCGGCCAUUUGGUAUUUCACAAUGACGACAGGCGAUCUUGGAUCAAGAAGUUUAACUCUGAUUAUCUUGGAGGGCUCCUUUUUAGUGGUUCUAAACAUUUUGUCACUCCUUGGAAAUGUUCUGGUCUGUUUGUCGGUUUACAGAAAUCAAAGAUUGCGCACAUCUACCAAUCUCUACAUCAUAGCUUUGGCUGUGAGCGACUUACUCUCCGCUGUUUUGGUGAUGCCUCUCGGUGAAAUAGUAUUGUUUUCAGGAAAAUGGCCAUUUGGUAAAACCAUUUGCCAGCUUCACGCUUUCAUCAGCCUGUUUGUCAUCUACGUUUCCCCAGCAACCAUGAGUUUGACUGCUGUCAACAGGUACUUUCGGAUAUGCAGAUCAAGUAUAAGUUACCAGAAAAUAUUUUCUCACAGAAAAUCUCGCGUAUGGCUGGCAUUAGUGUGGUUCUUUGUGGCCUGUUACAUAGCAAUUCCGAGACUUGCAAACUGGCAAGGAUUUGAGUUUGUGCCUGGUUAUGCACAAUGCUCUAUUAAGCAUCUUGGGGAGCGAGCAAAAAUAGUUCAUUACUCAUUUGUUUUGACUGUUUUUCUUGCAAUACCUUUGUUGGCCACAACAUUUUGUUACACUAAAGUUCUUAAAACCAUACGUCAACAUAACAUGGCAUUUAACAUUAGGAUGAGCGCUCCUCAGAUCUCUGUUCACGAAAUUAAACUCAGCAAAUCGCUAUUUAUUGUUGUUUUUACUUUCAUGUCAUGUUGGCUUCCUCUUUGGGUUAUUGUUUUAUUGAAGCGCUUUUUUAUCACUACACACAUUCCGCGCAGUGUGGAACUUUUGUGCAUGUUUUUUCUCUACAUUUCAAACACUAUAAACCCUGUUAUAUACUCUGGCAUGAAUCCAGCAUUUAGAGGCGAGUUUCACCGGAUCAUAACAUGCAAGUCAAGUGGUCUAGUCAGCUCUCAACGUUUACAGAGGCGAAAUGAGAGAGACGGUCUAAAGCGGGAAGGACCUAGAGCCCAACCACUCGAUGAGGAGGAGGGUAUUCAACAGGAUUCGCCAGCAUAAAAGAAGAUUAUCGUCAAACGGAAACAAGACUUAUGAACACUAUCCACUAGGCGUGGGACAGCGUUAAAAAUCACUGACUUAAGCUGUGCAUAGUCCUGUUUCCUGACUCGGAACUAUUAGUUCACAUAUUACUAUAACUGCCCAAGUGGCAUUCCCGGUUGUCUUUUAAUUUCCUCCCAUGCAUAAAAAGGAUAAUAUGCACUACGUUGUUUAAAGUUUCCAGUACCCGAAU